UAGCCUAGGCAGGUUGCCUGCAAACGAUUCAAGAUGAAGCUGCGUGAAGCGUCCUUCAAUUCAACAUUUUGAAACUGCUCAUGAUGUUCGAAGAAAUGGAAUAUUAAAAUAUUCCAAUUUUUAGAAUCGUUGCGUGUGCGUAUGGUAGUGCCGGAUAUGGUGAUACCAAGACUAGCAAGAGUAAAAAUCUACUAGUACUAGUAUGGACUCGCGGUGAUACUGAUAAACGUUAGUGGCUAGCUCUCCAGCCAAAGAACAAACGCGGAAUCGGUGUUGUCGCGCUGUGGUCCGCCUCAAUUCAGUCAAACUCGAAGAAGACAACGGGGACAGCUGCUCUGUACAGAUUCACAACAAGUGCAUGCUCAUGUAACCAAAUACAGUAGUGUUGGUGCCAACGGUGGUACCAUAAUGGAAGACUGCAGGUCAGAGAACGGAGCUGCUCCUGCUGGCGAAAGGAAAUUGCCAAUUAUUGAUCUGAGCUUGGACGAGCAUAAGGCUGCUGCAGCUCUGAGAGAAGCAUGCAUAACGUUUGGUUUCUUCUACAUCGUCAACCAUGGCGUAUCUGAUGACCUGAUUGCUGAUACGUUCAAGCAGUCGGAGAGGUUUUUCUCGCAGCCACUGGAGGAAAAGCAGAAAUGUGCCAGCGGCGUCUUGCUAAAGGGUUACUAUGGCAUGGGAGAGGAAACUGUCGACCCCGUGAAGCAGACUACUGGUGGGACGAAAGAGUCGUUCGAGUUUAGCCAAGAGCGCAGUCCUGACAAAGCCAUAGCUACGCCAGAGCGUCCGUUUCAUCGACCGAACGUGUGGCCGGAAGAGGCAACCUUGCCUGGCUUCAAACAGACUAUGCUGAACUAUUUCGAAGGCAUGUUCGACGCGGGGAUGCGGCUACUGCGGGUGCUGGCAUUGGCCUUGGAGUUGGAGCCGACUUUCUUUGUUGAGCACUACACGGAUAGCGUGGCGACUGCCCGCUUGCUGCACUACGACGCAACGCUAUCGGACACAGAUGCUGGCCUCUACGCAUGCGGUGAGCACACAGACUAUGGCAUGAUGACGCUGCUGAAGACGGAUGAUGUUCCUGGCUUACAAAUCCAGUGGCCGGAUGGCGAGUGGGUGGAUGUUUACCCGCUUGAAAGGGCGUUCAUCGUCAAUAUUGCCGACAUGCUCGAGCACUGGACAAACGGCCUGUUUCGCAGCACGAAUCACCGUGUGCUGAACACGACUGGCCGGGAGCGCUACAGCAUCCCCCUCUUCUUCGAUUCCAACAUGGAUGUGAAGGUGGAAUGCUUACCCACAUGCUGCAGUGCUGAAAAUCCGGCCAAAUACGAUCCCGUCAUGUCAGGCACAUGGCUUCUGGAGAAAUUACAGGCCACAUAUAUUACUGCUGACGGCGGAAGCUAGAGUGAGCACCAGUAAAAAUCAAUAACAAAACAAGACUGGAUAGGAAAGAUGAUUGAAGUGGUCACAACAUUGCCAUGCACAUUUGGACUAUUACAAAUAUCUACUCCAGUUUUGGAACAACUCUCAGGGUUUUAUCAGAUUAUUUUUUAUCAGUACUCCAACUUGUGAAUGAAAACAAAAGCACUGAGCAGGUAACUUCCA
Messenger RNA from Sycon ciliatum, 1599 nucleotides. RefSeq lists its product as uncharacterized. The coding region runs from base 409 to 1398 and encodes 329 amino acids. Lineage: Eukaryota; Metazoa; Porifera; Calcarea; Leucosolenida; Sycettidae. The record is from RefSeq and is a predicted model, not a curated record. The transcript has a single exon. Gene Ontology annotation, molecular function: 2-oxoglutarate-dependent dioxygenase activity.